Messenger RNA from Coregonus sp. 'balchen', 12547 nucleotides. The record is from the annotation of a GenBank genome assembly. NCBI's taxonomy places the organism in Eukaryota, Metazoa, Chordata, Actinopteri, Salmoniformes, Salmonidae.
CCCCGGCCAUCUUAAUAGAAUCCCGUCAUAAAAUCUGGGCGAAUGAGCACUGAGUUUUGUAUCAACUGUGGGCGUUGUUUUUACACUACUCAGUAAUACCGAUGUUCUUUGGCUGAAAACGACGGACAUACGACAACAAAUACUUUAAUUGAACAAAUGUGCUACAUGUCAUGCAUGGGAGGGUUCCAAGUGGCACUGAACCACUGCUGACCUUCGCACGCGGAAGUGUGUAUCCACUUGCAAAAGUGAGAAGGUGCGCUGAUAAACAUUCUUAAAAUGUGGCUCAUUGUAGCAAUCGUUUGUCCGGUUCUAGCUGUAUUCCUAUACAAAUAUGUGUUCCGUACAUCCGGACCAAAUCCUUUUGAUAUUGACACUCGUGAGCCGCUUAAACCAUUGGUCACCCAAAAGAAGGAGAAAAACAAAGUUCUGAAGCAGGGUGAGUCUCUUGGACACAAGGCUUGACAGAUCACCAAUGCAUGCACGAAAUAUAGUUUCCUAGGAAUAUGUGCCCAAACAGAUUUACAUUUUGUAAUUAUUUUUUGGCACCCUUGUCCUGUGUGUGUUUCGAAAGCUAUAUCAUGUUGCCAGAGGUGGGUAGUAACGAGUUACAUUUACUCCGUUACAUUUACUUGAGUAAGUUUUUGAAAAAAUUAUACUUCUAGGAGUAGUUUUAAAUCACUAUACUUUUUACUUUUACUUGAGUAGAUUUGUGAAGAAGAAACUGUACUCUUACUCCGCUACAUUAGGCUACAAUGAGGUCAUUACACAGUUUAUGAGUUUAUGGGCUGCCUCGUUCUAGUUCUGCCUGGUAAAAAAAAGUAUAAAGGUUUUGAAAUUUGUGUUACUUGUGCUUAUUUAUUUUGUAUUUAUUAUUAUUUUAUUUAUUUACAUUUUUAAGUACUUGAAUUUACCUGAAUUAUUUUAAUUUAAGCUAUUUUGUAAUUAAUUGUAAUUAAUUUUAUUGAUUGGAUGAACUAUAAUUUGCCUAAAGAUGAUUAUUUUGUAUUUUUGUCUGUCUAAUUGUUGUCUUGUGUUAAAACAUAAAUCAGACGUUACUCAACAGUUACUCGGUACUUGAGUAGUUUUUUCACCAAGUACUUUUUUUUACUCUUACUCAAGUAAUUAUUUGGAUGACUACUUUUUACUUUUACUUGAGUCAUAUUAUUCUGAAGUAACAGUACUUUUACUUGAGUAAAUUUUUUGGCUACUCUACCCACCUCUGCAUGUUGCGUAAUGAAAUUGCUCUGUCGUUCACAUUUAUCGCAAGAGCAUUCAUUUGAAGGAGGAGAGCAGGUCAGGGAACUAUUUCGUCUGUUAGAACCGCUGACAUACCGAUUUACAAUAUUUACAAAUUCACUGAUUGUCAAAUGCAGUACUGCGUUACAAGCUGGAUAAGGCUCCUAUACUGCAGUCAUGACUGAGCCCAUUGUUGAACUGCAAUCCACCCCGUAUUAUAUCAUGUUAAUAGUUGCUACACACACAUUUGUUUCAGUACCAUUAGCCAGGUUUUAAUCCAAUUUGCGACAGAUUUUCAUGCGAAUAUUCAUAAAAUAAAUGCGCAUUUUCCACCAGACGUGUUUCCAUCAAACCGACUUUUUGCGGAAUAAAGGCUGUGCGUGAUUACGCAGCGCACAAAAUUAAUUAAUCGCGUAAUUAAUUUUACCGACACAAAAAUAUCCCACCAUGUCGAACGAACAAAUUCUGUCGGCAUUUAGGCCUAUAAAAUUGUACCGGCAUUUUAAUGUUUCCAUUAAAAUGCGGUCAAUACUUUUUUCAUGGGUCAGGUAAUUCAUCCGCAUGAAAUGGUUAGACGGAAACGUGGUUAUAGGGUCUCUUUGCACAGGCCAGGGGAUUAUAUUGAUGGAACACCGCGUUAUUUGUUUCCUGUAAGAAGCUAUAACUGGCAAUAUCUCAGUGUUAAUUGUAUAUUUUUAUUACUCUUCCCCACCAGGUUUCUUGGCCAGUAAAAUACCUGAGAAACUAGAUGCCAUUGUCAUUGGCAGUGGAAUUGGUGGUCUUGGGGUGGCAGUGCUGUUGGCUAAGGUUGGGAAGCGGGUCCUGGUUCUGGAGCAGCAUGAUCGGGCCGGAGGCUGCUGCCACACCUUUACAGAGAAAGGCUUUGAGUUUGACGUGGGUGAGAAGGCUCUUAUCAGUUUACCUUUCCUUAUCUAGAAGGCAGCUAUCAGUUUACCUUUCCUUACUCAACGUGGUAGGUACCUUCCUUUACUCAGAAGUGGUAGUGGAGAUGAACAUAGUCUAUUUCUGUUGUUGGCAUAAACCAGGGAUGGGCAACUUUGAUGGUGAUUGGGUUCUGCAUGGUGGCUUGCAGUUCUGCAUACCUACAGUACCAGUCAAAAGUUUGGACGCACCUACUCAUUCAAGGGUUUUUCUUAAUUUGUAGUAUUUUCUACAUUGUAGAAUAAUAGUGAAGACAUCAACACUAUGAAAUAACACAUAUGGAAUCAUGUAGUAACCAAAAAAGUGUUAUACAAAUCAAAAUAUAUUUUAUAUAUGAGAUUCUUCAAAUAGUCACCCUUUGCCUUUAUGACAGCUUUGGACAAUCUUGGCAUUCUCUCAACCAGCUUCACCUGGAAUGCUUUUCCAAUAGUCUUGAAGGAGUUCCCACAUAUGCUGAGCACUUCUUGGCUGCUUUUCCUUCACUCUGCCGUCCGACUCAUCCCAAACCAUCUCAAUUGGGUUGAGGUCGGGGGAUUGUGGAGGCUAGGUCAUCUGAUGCAGCACUCCAUCACUCUCCUUCUUGGUAAAAUAGUCCUUACACAGCCUGGAGGUGUGUUGGGUCAUUGUCCUGUUGAAAAACAAAUUAUCGUCCCACUAAGCCCAAACCAAAUGGGAUGGCAUAUCGCUGCAGAAUGCAGUGGUAGCCAUGCUGGUUAAGUGUGCCUUGAAUUUUAAAUAAAUCAGACAGUGUCACCAGCAAAGCACCAUAACACCACCUCCUCCAUGCUUCACAGUGUUAAAUACACAUGCGGAUAUCAUCCGUUCACCCACACUGCGUCUCACAAAGACACGGCGCUAGGACACAUUUCCACCAGUCUAAUGUCCAUUGCUCGUGUUUAUUUUUGUAUUUUUUGUUUUACAAAAUUGUUUAGCUUAUAUUUAAAAAAAAAUGUUUUUGCUCAUGUUUCUUGGCCCAAGCAGUAGUGGUUUCUUUGCAGCAAUUCGACCAUGAAGGCCUGAUUCACACAGUCCCCUCUGAACAGUUGAUGUUAAGAUGUGUCUGUGACUUGAACUCUGUGAAGCAUUUAUUUGAGUUGCAAUUUCUGAGGCUAGUAACUCUAAUCAGCUUAUCCUCUGCAGCAGAGGUAACUCUGGUCUUUCUUUCCUGUGGCGGUCCUCAUGAGAGCCAGUUUCAUCAUAGCGCUUGAUGGUUUUUGCGACUGCACUUCUUGACAUUUUCCGGAUUGACUGACCUUAUGUCUUAAAAGUAAUGAUGGACUGUCGUUUCUCUUUGCUUAUUUGAGCUGUUCUUGCCAUAAUAUGGACUUGUCUUUUACCAAAUAGGGCUAUCUUUUGUAUUCCCCCCCUACCUUGUCACAACACAACUGAUUGGCUCAAACACAUUAAGAAGGAAAGGAAUUCCACAAAUUCACUUUUAACAAGGCACACCUGUUAAUUGAAACACAUUCCAGGUGACUACCUCAUGAAGCUGGUUGAGAGAAUGCCAAGAGUGUGCAAAGCUGUCAUCAAGGUAAAAGGGUGGCUACUAUGAAGAUUCUCAAAUACAAAAUAUUUUUUUGGGGGGAAUUGAUCCGCGGGCCUGGCUGCCAGUUGCCCAUCCUUGGCCUAAACUGACAGCAUGUCCUGGGCUGGCCCUAGCCUGGCUUUGUCUCUGAAGGGAAAAAAAUUGUGAGUUUAUGUAAGUGUAAAACUCUGUAAAUCACACGUGUCAUACUCAUUCCACGGAGGGCCGAGUUUUCGCUCCACCCUUGUACUUGAUUGAUUCAUUAAGGUCACUAAUAAGUAAUGAACUCUCCUCACCUGGUUUUCUAGGUCUUAAUUGAAAGGAAAAUACAAAAACCUGCAGACACUAGGCCCUCCGUGGAGUGAGUUUGACACCCCUGCUGUAAAUGCAAACUAUUAAUCAAUAAUACUGUGUCUUAUUCGGCCAUGUGAUGUGAGCUGGACAUCCUAAAGAUACAAGACACUCUAAUAAUACAAUUAAUAAAUCAGUCAUGCCUCCACCUCAGGUAUCCACUACAUCGGGGACCUGUUGGAGAACAAGCCCUUCCGCUGCAUGCUUGACCAGCUGACCAAUGGGCAGCUCCAGUGGGAGCCCCUGGACAACCCGUUUGACCAUGUGGUGUUGGGCCCUCCUGAGAACAGGCGCACCUACCCCAUCUACAGCGGCAGGAACCGCUUCCCUGACGAGCUGAAGAAGUUCUUCCCUGGGGAGGAGGCGGCCAUCGAUGAGUACAUGAGGCUGGUCAAGGUAUGGUGAUGUCAUCAGUAACAUUUUAAAUUUGAGUCAUUUAGCAGAUGCUCUUAUCCAGAGCGACUUACAGUUAGUGAGUGCAUACAUUAUACAUUUUUAACCUCAUACCGUAGACAUCAGUUGACAUGUGUUUGAAUGGAGCAGUCAUGGUGAUUGUUUGGUAUUUGUUGUUUAAGGUAAACUAAGUUAUGAGCUUUGCAAUAUGAAUCGACUACUAUGCUGCUGCUGGUGCUAAUGUUAGUGCUGUUAUUGGAAUUGGUGGUUUAUGCUGACUGCCUCGUGCUGUUAUCUGAGCUCAGAACCUUUUCCCUACUUAUUUCAGGGAUAGGUUGGGCUCUUUGCCAAGUGCAGGGAAUUGUGAGAUUGCACUUUGGCAAAGAGGAGCUACCAUCUGGGGACUGGUCUGUAAUGGUUGUGUUAUCUGUGUUGAGGGCAAGGGUUGUAGCGCCAAAGAGCGUAGAGAUGGAGUCAAUACUGUUUUUCUAACUUUGAUGAUUAGAGGUUUUACAUCGUGCUACCCAGACAACAUUGCAUCAGAGCACCAUGUGUGUAUCUGUCUACUUGGUACAGUUCAUCUGGAGUGAACGUUUGUUGCUGAUAAAGUCCGACAAUGCUGUCAAGGCAAGCUGACCAUGGCGUGCACUUUAUCGCAACAACAACCUCAUGAGGCUCCCUAAAUACUUUUAUACUUUUAGAUUUUAGAACUGAAUCAACGAUUAGUCUGUAGAUCUUCUUAUAGUUUUUUAAAUAAUUUUUUACUUUACUCUUCAGAAUACUUUUUUUUUUUUAAACACCACAAACCGCUAAGUGCUUUUUAUUUUUGUCUGUCAGUCAUCAUGCCUUCUAUCUGUCUGUCUGUCAUCAUGCCUUCUAUCUGUCUGUCAGUCAUCAUGCCUUCUAUCUGUCUGUCUGGCAUCAUGCCUUCUAUCUGUCUGUCUGGCAUCAUGCCUUCUAUCUGUCUGUCUGGCAUCAUGCCUUCUAUCUGUCUGUCUGGCAUCAUGCCUUCUGUCUGUCUGCACUGAGUGUACAAAACAUUAGGAACGCCUGCUCUUUCCAUUAUAUAGUCUGACCAGGUAAAUCCAGGUGAAAGCUGUGAUCCCUUAUUGAUGUAACCUGUUAAAUCCACUUCAAUCAGUGUAGAUGAAGGGGUGGAGAAAGUUUAUUUGUAUUUUUUUGAGACAAUUGAGACAUGGAUUGUGUAUGUGUGCCAUUGUAGAGGGUGAAUGAGCAAGACAAAAUAUUUAAGUGCCUUUGAACGGGUGAUGGUAGUACUGUACGUGCCAGGCGCAGUGGUUUGCAUGUCAAGAACUGCAGCGCUGCUGUUUAUUUCAAGCUCAACAGUUUCCCGUGUGUAUCAAGAAUGGGCCACCCCCCAAAGGACAUCCAGCCAACUUGACACAACUGUGGGAAGCAUUGGAGUCAACAUGGGCCACAUCCCUGUGGAACCCUUUCGACACCUUGUGGAGUCCAUGCUCCGACGAAUUGAGGCUGUUCUGAGGGCAAAAGGGGGUGCAACUCAAUAUUAGGAGGGUGUUCCUAAUGUUUGGUAUACUCAGUGUAUAUGUAUGCAUUCCAUCUACAGAAAGCAGGACACAACGUUUGGUUCAUGUGUCUGCUGAAGCUCGUUCCUGUCCCCCUGGCCAAGUUCCUGGUGUACACAGGCCUGGCCAAUCGUCUGUCAUUCUUCUUCCGCAUGGCGUCUCGCAGUGUGACCGAGGUGGUCAACGAGCUGACUGAGAACAAUGACCUCAGGGCCGUCUUCAGCUACAGCUUUGGCACUUACGGUAGGCUGCUGUAGUUCCUGACAGUGGAGAGCAUAACCACAGCCAUCUCAAAUGAUAGGCUGCGUCCAAAAGGGCACCCUAUUCCCUAUGUAGUUCACUAAUUUGUGCCAUUUGGGGGACACACACACACAAUCUCUCCACAUGGACCAAAUUAAUUCCAUCUCUUUUUGUAGUAUGUUUGGUUUUAUAAGAUUCCAUUUUGUUGUGUGUAACUGCAGGUAACAUGCCCAAAGAUGCCAGCUUCUCCAUGCACAGCCUGCUGGUCUGCCACUACCUGACCGGCGCCUGGUACCCAAUAGGAGGAGCCAGUGAGAUCGCCUACCACAUGAUCCCCAUCGUUGAGAAAGCCGGGGGGGCCGUGCUUGUCCGCGCCCCAGUCAACCGCAUCCUGUUCAACGACAACAAGGAGGCUAUUGGUGAAUAGGACUGAUUGAUUUAUUGGUUGACGGGUGAAUUGAUUGAUCACACAGAUGGUUUUGACCACCUCUGGUUCCCAUGGUUUCAGGUGUGAGCGUGAUGAAAGGUCAGGAGGAGGUCCAUGUGCAUGCUCCAAUGGUUAUCUCCGACGCUGGCAUCUUCAACACCUACCAGCACCUGCUGCCCAAGGAACUCCAGGCCAUGCCAGGUGGGUGAGGGUAUUAAGGUGUGUUAAAGUAUGUUCAAGAUGGCCGCGUUAAAAAUACUGAAUUGUUAGUUAACACUUGUAUCGAUGGCGUUUGUCUAAAUGUUGUUUCCUAAUCAUGUUUCUAUGAUCUUGUGAUGCCUAAUCAUUAGGGAUGUAACGAUUCAGUGAUACGCAUCGGUCCCUGGUUCAAAUGUUACGAAUCGCCUGUUCACAAUACUUUUUGUUGCUCAAAUUACUUUCUUUCUGCCUUCCGAAAAUACCUCUUGUGACACCUGCUUCCUCUCCUUCAGUGUCGAACUAAGCAUGGAGUUAUGUUGACAGUCAUUGAGCUUCAAGUCAUUUUGGAUGCCUAACAAACCCAGGCAAUAUCAGUAGCCUAGUUAAACUGCAUGCUUUGCGCGUUGACCAUUGAGAGGUAGGCCUAUUCCUGAUCUGGCACAUCUCUGCAUCACUUUCAGCUUUCAAAUGUUUGUAAAAUGGCUUGCGCAAUAUUAGGCUUUAUUAGUUGUGACAACCAAUGUAAUAUUCAUGGUUAUUUUCUAUGCACUGUUGAAAAUUGGGUUUUACCGGAAUAAAAGUAGCUUAAGCUACCGCCAGAGACACAACUCUCCUCUGACUAUAGGUAGGCUACAUGCUAAUCCGGGCUUGCAUUAGAUUUAAUUUGAUUGUUCAGGUUCAUCAUCAGCAAUAAUUUGGGUAGUUUGCUUGAGAAACAUUGCCCUCCCCUAACUGAUAGUGGGGUGGUAGAUGCCAAGUUUCCCUUAUGGCAUCAUUUACACACACACACAACUCCAUCAGUUGCAGAUUUAAAUUUAAGAUGAACGUGUUUAUGCAACAAAUGUUAGUGCAUCGAACCACAUCGAUUCGUUCCUCUAAUCAAACCGAAUCGCACCGGAUCGUUUCCAACUAAAACUUAUCGUAUCGGAGCCCAUGUAUCUACACUGAACAAAAAUAUAAAAGCAGCAUGCAACAUUUUCAAAAUAUUUACUGAGUUACAGUUCAUAUAAGGAAAUCAUUCAAUUGAAAUAAAUUCCUUAGGCCCUAAUCUAUGGAUGUCAUAUGACUGGGAAUACAGAUAUGCAUCUGUUAGUCACAGAUACCUUUAAAAAAAGGUAGGGGCGUGGAUCAGAAAACCACAGUAUCUGUGAAAUGUUGUCCCACUCAAUGGCUGUGCGAAGUUGCUUGAUAUUGUCGGGAACUGAACACGCUGUCGUACACGUCCAUCCAGAGCAUCCCACACAUGCUCAAUGGGUGACAUGUCUGGUGAGUAUGCAGGCCAUGGAAGAACUGUGACAUUUUCAGUUUCAAGGAAUUGUGUACAGAUCCUUGCGACAUGGGGCCGUGCAUUAUCAUGCUGAAACAUGAGGUGAUGGUGGUGGAUGAAUGGCAGGACAAUGGGCCUCAGGAACUCGUCACGGUAUCUCUGUGCAUUAACAUUGCAAUCAAUAAAAUGCAAUUGUGUUCUUUCUCUGUAGCUUAUGCCUGCCCAUACCAUAAGCCUACCACCCCCAUGGGGCACUCUGUUCAUAACGUUGACAUCCGCAAACCGCUCGCCCACACGACACCAUCUGCCCGGUACAGUUGAAACCGGGAUUCAUCCGUGAAGUGCACACUUCUCCAGCGUGCCAGUGGCCAUUGAAGGCUAUCAUUUGCCCACUGAAGUCGGUGACGACUCCGAACUGCAGUCAGGUCAAGACCCUGGUGAGAACAACGAGCAUGAGCUUCCCUCAGACGUUUUCUGACAGUUUGUGCAGAAAUUCUUCAGUUGUGCAAACCCACAGUUUAAUCAGCUGUCCAGGUGGCUGGUCUCAGACGAUCCCGCAGGUGAGGAAACCAGAUGUGGAGGUCCUGGGCUGGUGUGGUUACAUGUGGUCUGUGGUUGUGAGGCCGGUUGGACGCACUGCCAAAUUCUCUAAAAUGACAUUGGAGGAGGCUUAUGGUGGCGAAAUGAACAUUACAUUCUCUGCCAACCGCUCUGGUGGACAUCCCUGCAGUCAGCAUGCCAAUUGCACACUCCCUCAAACCGUGCGACAUCGGUGGCAUUGUGCUGUGUGAAAAAACUGCACAUUUUAGAGUGGCCUUUUAUUUUCCCCAUCACAAGUUGCACCUGUGUAAUGAUCAUGCUGUUUAAUCAGCUUCUUGAUAUUCCACACCUGUCAGGUAGAUGGAUUAUCUUGGCAAAUGAGAAAUUCUCACAAACGGGGAUGUAAACAAAUUUGUACACAAUUUGAGAACAAUAAGCUUUCUGUGCAUAUGGAACAUUUCUGGGAUAUUUUAUUAAAGCUCAUGGAACAUGGGACCAACACUUUACAUGUUGCAUUUAUAUUUUUGUUCAGUGUAGAUACGAAUCGUGUUGAAAGGGAAAGAUGCACAUCGCUACUAGUCAUGAAUGUUGUAUGAUCUUGAGAUGCCCUGCAGCCAUCCAGAAGCAGCUUGGUAUGAUGAAAAACGGGGCGGGAGGUCUGAGCAUCUUCCUGGGCCUGACUGGAACCAAGGAGGAGCUGGGCCUCAAAGCAGACAACUACUGGAUCUUCACAGAGCACAACAUGGAUGAACUGUAGGUCCUUCCUCUCUCUUUGUUUAACACUAAAUGUUUGGCGUGCCCCCAUAGGCCCCACUGUCUAAUGAUUUACUUUAAUUCAACACCUUAGAAUUUGUCCUUAUUAACAUACACUGAGUAUACCAAACAUUAGGAACACCUUCCUAAUAUUGAUUUGCACCCCCCUCUUUUGCCCUCAGAACAGUCUUAAUUCGUCGGGGCAUGGACUCUACAAGGUGUCGAAAGUGUUCCACAGGGAUGCUGGCCCAUGUUUACUCCAAUGCUUCCUUAAGUUAUGUUGUCAAGUUGGUUGGAUGUCCUUUGGAUGGUAUAGAAUCCAUGUCUCAGUUGUCUCAACUUAAAAUCCUUCUUUAACCUGUCUCCUCUCCUUCAUCUACACUGAUUGAAGUGGAUUUAACAAGUUACCUCAAUAAGGGAUCGUAGCUUUCACCUGGUCAGUCUACAGUAUGUCAUGGAAAGAGCAGGUGUUCUUAAUGUUUGUAUACUCAGUGGAUUUUGAGAGAGACCUGUAUUACUGUGACAUUACAUAACCUAUGGUACAUGAGUCUGUGAUAGUGAUUCUGUAUUUCACUACCUUUUACUUUGUGCAUCAAAGAUUGUGGUAUUACAGUAAUCUGUUUGGUAAAAACUAAAAUGCAGUGUUGUCAAACAGACAGUAUCAGUUCACACUCACUACACUUAUUUCACAACAUGUUUGGAACCUCAAUAGAUAUUCACACUGUUUAACAAGCACGGUCUAUAUGUUUUACAUCAUUGCCAGAAUUUGAGAAGGGUGAAGUGUUCUUUACUGUAUUGUUAAAGAGCCUACAGUAUCUUACUAAACCCAUUAUUUGGAUGUUACAGGGUUGACACCUAUUUGAAGGGAAACAGGGAGGAGUCAGCAAAAAGUGUGCCACUCUUCUUUGUGGCCUCUCCAUCAGCCAAAGACCCCACCUGGGAGGAACGAUCACCAGGUACAGAAACAAAACUAGUGUUGGCACUGAUAUUCACCAUACUAAAUUAUUUAAUUAUUUUGAUCCUUGGAAAUGCAUAAUCCAAUGACUUACUUAACUUAUUUAAACCCUUGGCUCCUAUAAGGAGCCUAAUCCAUUGACUAAUGUCCUAUAUCUUACUCGGUUCGGGGCAAGUUUUUCCAGGUUGUACCAGUUGAGUCUGCUCUCGCCAUAUCGGCCUGGACAUCUCCUCCAGGUGUUUCUGGGUUGACCUUUCUUUCUUUUCCCCUGAGGUUUGCAGUGUUGGGUGUUAGGCCCUAGUUUUAUUCCUGAUGAUGUGAGACUGACUGUUAUGAUGAGUUUCUCGGGUGUUCAAGGAUGCAAGAAUAUAGUUAGACACUUUGUAGAAAGUUAAUGCAAAUGUUUAAUGAUCGGUACCGGGUUCGUUACAACAAUGACCAGAGCUUUGCCCUUGUUGUUACGCGCUAACUUGAACAAAAGAGACACUACCUUGUAUACCUUCUGUUACCCUCUUUUUGGCCUACAUCUGGUAAGUCUCCAUGGGCACUCCCUGUCUUUGAUGUUCAUCACCCUUACCCCAAGUCAGUAUCCUGUCCAUCACUCAUGCUAUCCUAAACAUCACUCAUCUACUUUGACAUAAGGAAUGUAGACUUCAUGGCCCCAAACCAAUUAUCUCGUAACCCUAUCUCUGUCCUCACAAUACUAUGACAUGACAUCAUUACACUGUCUUUUGUUCUUUUAUUGUGAUAUUUUUGAUUUACUUCAUGGUAACGCAGACGAGACAACAGUUAGGACAAAAUACUAAAGACAACAUACAACAGGAUUCUGUAGUUUUCUAUUAGGUACCAGAUGGUUGCUCUGUCCAUGCUAUCAAAUGCCUUUUCAAAGUCUGUUAAGUUGAUUUGUUCCAUUCUAUUGACUGUCCAGUGUUGAUGCAUUAGUGUUGCAAUGUGUUCCUGAACCCAGCCUGCUGGUCUCUGAUGUACAACAUACCAAAACAUUUUGUAAUUUAGAUUGUUGGAAAUGCACACAUAACUACAUUAUCUGAUGCCAUCAGAAUGAAGGCUGAACAGACAUGUUUCAACCCAUUCUUCACAGGCAAGUCCACCCUGAGUCUGGUGAGCUUUGCUAACUAUGAGUGGUUUGAGGAGUGGAAGGAUGACAAGGUGACCAACAGAGGGACUGAUUACAAGGAGCUGAAGCAGAUAUUCUGUGACUCGAUUCUGGAGGUGGUGAUGAGUGUCUUCCCCAAGAUUACCAAGGACAAGGUAGAGCGUUUAGCCCAUUCAUACUAAACUCUGGUAGACUGCUUUUUGCAGGAAACUAACAUCUUGAUGGUGGAUGCACUAGUAACAUAGACAAGGUUCCUUUCAAUUUUGACAAAUGGUGUAACUUGAAACCUCAAUGGAAAGUAAUUGAUACCCUGUUCACAAUGCAUACAUCUCCCAUUUUUCUCUCUGUCUGUCUUUUAGGUUGAGUUCAUCGAUGCUGGAACACCCAUAACAAACACACACUACAUUGGAGCCCCUAAAGGGGAGAUCUAUGGAGCAGACCAUGGCACUUCUCGUUUCAGCGCUGAGUGCAAUGCCACCGUGAGGCCCCAGACACCCCUGAAGAACCUCUACCUCACAGGUCAGUAUCUUAUACAGCUGAUCAGGUCCAAGGAUAUGUUAUAGAGAAGCUAUAUGUCUAUGUUUUUGAUAGACUAACAAAUGUCUUAGCACUUGGAUAAGUCAUAAGUUUGACAUCAAUAUUACUAAAGGUCUAUAUUGGCUCUGGUUUCUACCGCGUGUUGAUGUUCUGUGUGCAGGUCAGGACGUGUUUGUGUGUGGCUUUGCUGGAGCGCUGGCUGGGGCUCUCACCUGUGGUUCUGUCAUCCUCAACCGUAACCUGCACCUGGAUGCCAUCGCUCUGGCCAAGAAGACCAAACGCGUCGACACCAAGAAGUUGUGAAGUAACACCACUGACCGCCUCCCUCGACCCGUUGUUGCUCCGGGUGAGGUUUUCCCUAGGUACAGAUCUAGGAUCAACUUCCCUUCCCCCCAAUCCACAUUAGUGGGGAAAACGCUAAACUGACCCAAGAUCAGCAUCUAGGGGCAACUUCACCCCACUCCACCCAGCUCACCAAAGCUUCAAUAACACCAGCCUCUGGUCCUACAUUCAACACAGUGA